AUGCUGGGCCAUGACGACCUCUAUCCCAAUGCAGAGCUUCCCAGCUUCUUCUGGAGGUCUGCUUCCCACCAGACCAUCCUCGCAGUCUCGACCCUGUCGCGCCUCUUUCUUUAUGGACUCAACAAAACGGAGGUCAAUGGUCUGCCACGAUUCCUCGACCUGCUAAGGUCGCGCUCCGACUACAAGACACGCAGCAAAGGUCUGUUGACCGUUUCGAACCAUAUCUCCGUUCUCGACGAUCCUCUCAUAUGGGGCGUUCUCCCACUUUCCUUUGGGGCAUUCCAUGGCUACAUGAACCAUAGAUGGACCUUCGGAAGUCACGACAUCUGCUUCCAGAACACGGCACUGUCACACUUCUUUACACUUGGCCAAGUUCUUCCCACCCAUCGAGGGGCGUAUUCACCACACGGUGGGCCUUUCCAAGCCACCAUGACCGAGGGCGUGAGACUCUUGUCCAAGAUCACUACGAGCCAGCCUUCUCUAUGCCCUCAGAACAAUCCUAGGCUGCUCAAGACAUCCCAUACACCGAGUUGGCCACGAGACUGUGUCGACCCCUUUUCCGACAUCGUGCCCAUCCCAUCCUACCAGUCACAACCAAACGAUGAACGAUGGUACCAUGCCCCCUCGCGCUACGCAUGCAAUGCGUACAGCUGGAUGCACAUUUUCCCAGAGGGCAUGAUACACCAAGCCAAAGACCAGACGAUGCGAUAUUUCAAGUGGGGCGUGGCCCGGCUGAUCCUUGAACCUCCUGAAUGUCCAGACGUGGUUCCCAUGUUCAUCGAGGGUACUGAUCAGGUCAUGCACGAAAGCCGCCAAUUUCCACGGUUUCUUCCACGCAUAGGAAAGAAGAUCACAGUCACCUUCGGCAAGGAACUAGAUGUGGAAGCUGUCUUUGGCGAUCUUCGCAAGCGGUGGCGUGAGCUCGCCGAUCGCGAUGCCCAAGAAAGAGGUCAUCCUGCUUGGGAUGAGAUGAUGCUAGGAAUCGUCCCUGAAAGCCUUGCCCAUCAUCCUGAAGCCGUCGAGUUGAGGAAGGAGUGCGCUAGGCGUAUCAGAGAAGCGGUGCUCGAAGUCCGCCGUUCACGCGGUCUGCCAGAUGAGGAUCCCAAGUCUGGGAUGGUUGAGACUUGGUUAAGGGAAGGGCCGAAGCGGGAAGGACUCAUGGAUGAUGGGACCUGGGUCAAAGACACGUAG
Capronia epimyces CBS 606.96 is the source of this 1191-nucleotide messenger RNA. RefSeq lists its product as uncharacterized. The record is from RefSeq and is a predicted model, not a curated record. The coding region runs from base 1 to 1191 and encodes 396 amino acids. The transcript has a single exon. Gene Ontology annotation, molecular function: 1-acylglycerophosphocholine O-acyltransferase activity. Gene Ontology annotation, biological process: cardiolipin acyl-chain remodeling; inner mitochondrial membrane organization. NCBI's taxonomy places the organism in Eukaryota, Fungi, Ascomycota, Eurotiomycetes, Chaetothyriales, Herpotrichiellaceae. Gene Ontology annotation, cellular component: mitochondrial membrane.